AUGGAGAAUAAGGAGGACAAAAGUAAAAAGAUCCCUAUGAAGAACAAGCCGUCAGCGGCCACUCCCACGAUUGUGAAAGACAAAGUAGAAUACAAAAAUAAGCAGCGUUGUUUGGUUCUUGCAUCUCGCGGAAUUAGUUAUCGCACCCGUCAUUUAAUGAAGGACUUGGAAGCGUUGAUGCCGCACUAUAAGUCGGAGGUGAAGCUUGAUUCGAAGCGUGGUUUGUCCGCCAUUACGGAAAUGGCCGAGUUAAAGUCCUGCACCACUUCCAUCUUUUUUGAGACACGCAGUCACACUGAUGUGUACAUGUGGAUCAGUCGUAUUCCUGACGGUCCCUCGGUUCGCUUUUUAGCUCAAAACAUCCACACGACCGAGGAAUUGAAGAUGACUGGCAAUUGCCUGAUGGGCUCGCGCCCUCUGCUCGUGUUCGACAGCGCCUUCGACAAGUCCCCGGAGCUCCGUCUGAUCAAGGCUCUCUUCAAGCAGGUCUUCGCGGUGCCGCGCGGACACCCGAAGAGCAAGCCGUUCGUGGACCACAUCAUGUCUUUCUUCUUCCUGGACGGUCGCAUUUGGAUUCGCAACUACCAGAUUUCGGAGCGCGGACAUGACGAGCACGAGGCCGAGAAGUUCGCGAAGCGCGGGCACGAGCCGCAGCUCACGGAGAUCGGUCCCCGCCUGGUUCUGGAGAUCAUUCGCAUCUUCGACAACAGUUUCAUGGGGAAGACGCUCUACGAGAAUCCCAACUACAUUUCGCCCGCAAAGAGCCGGUCGCUGGUGAAGAAGAAGUCCAGCGGCAGCUACGCGAAGCGACAGAAGGCCCUGGAGGAGCUGCACAAGCGACAGGAGGAGCGCGUGAUGCCUGAGGACGAGCUAGCUGAUGUCUUUGAAUCGUGUGUUUUUUGA
This is a messenger RNA of Blastocystis hominis, 903 nucleotides long. RefSeq lists its product as hypothetical. The transcript is spliced from 5 exons. The record is from RefSeq and is a predicted model, not a curated record. The coding region runs from base 1 to 903 and encodes 300 amino acids. NCBI's taxonomy places the organism in Eukaryota, Bigyra, Opalinata, Blastocystidae. Gene Ontology annotation, cellular component: nucleolus. Gene Ontology annotation, biological process: ribosomal large subunit assembly; rRNA processing. Gene Ontology annotation, molecular function: rRNA binding.